Orbicella faveolata is the source of this 2174-nucleotide messenger RNA. RefSeq names its product xaa-Arg dipeptidase-like. The record is from RefSeq and is a predicted model, not a curated record. Gene Ontology annotation, molecular function: dipeptidase activity. Lineage: Eukaryota; Metazoa; Cnidaria; Anthozoa; Scleractinia; Merulinidae.
CUUACAGUAUUAGCUACUUAUUGUUUUUGUAGACAUCGUGAAUAUUUUUGAAUUGUACUUAGUUUUUAUACUUUUCUUUUGUAUAUAAGCUUAUAUAGAUUUUAUUCCUGAAUGUACAAGUUACAAAUUUCUUCGUAACGCGCCAUGAGCAUAGGAAUGGCGUUAUAUAAAUAACAAUUAUCAUUAGUUACUAUUAUUAUUACUGACUGUAAUCAGAAGUUAUAAACUUCCACUGGUAUUAUUUUCCUCCAGCUCAAAUUUUGUUCUGUCUCGCAUACAACGAAUCAACCACGUUCAACCAUUCAAGGUGUGGCCUGGCCUCCUUGUCAUUUCAGUCUGUCGUCAUUUGGGUUGUCACCCAACGCUUCACCCCUCCAUACUUUGAGCCUCUUUGGACUCGUCACGGCAUCAUUGGGAAGGAGUGCAUGACGAUCUAUAAGAACGUCUACGGGAGGUUGCAUUUUGCCCAAUCACAGCUUGGCUCGUUUCUUGUAACUGACACAUAACGCAAUCUCAUUUCCCAAAAUGGUGGACGAUCAGGCUGCUGCGUUGAAACAACGUGCGAUCGAGGCGAUCGACCAGCGUUCUUCUGAGUUGUACGAUCUAAACAAAAGAAUAUGGAAAAAUCCAGAGCUAUCUUUUAAAGAGUCAUUUGCUCAUGAUCAACUGACGGAGUUUUUAGCGGCGCAAGGUUUCCAUGUGACGCCCCAUUACACUCUGGAUACAGCGUUUCGUGGUGAAUACGGUGAAGAUGGAGGUCUAACAAUUGGUCUGAUUAGUGAAUAUGACGCUUUACCAGAAGUAGGACAUGCUUGUGGACACAAUCUGAUCGCUGAAUCAGGCGUAGCUGCUGCUUUAGGUCUCAAGAUUGCUUUGGAAUCAGCCAAACAGAAGCCAAAAGUGAAAAUAGUUCUUCUUGGAACUCCUGGCGAGGAAGCGGGAGGUGGCAAGAUUCUGAUGAUCAACAAUGGAUGUUUUAAAGAUAUCGACAUCUGCAUGAUGGUGCAUCCUUGCCCUGGAGAUGUACUUAAGCCAUCAAUUCUAUCAGAGCAAGAUGUAAUUGUAACAUACAAGGGACAUGCUGCUCAUGCUGUGGCUUUCCCUUGGGAAGGAAUCAAUGCUCUUGAUGCAACAGUCAUGGUUUAUGACAACACAAGUGUGUUACGACAGCAGAUGAAGCCUACAUGGCAAGUUCAUGGAAUAAUAUCUGAGGGUGGAGUAAAACCUAAUAUCAUUCCUGAUCGAGCCCAGUUAAUAUACAAUAUCAGAGGGCCAAAUGAUGAUGAGAUGAAUAUAGUUUCAGAAAAGGUCACAAGCUGCUUCCAAGCUGCUGCAUCAGCUACAGGGUGCCAAGUUUCUAUUGAGUGGAUAUCUCCUCGUUACUCAAAUCUGGAUACCAACCACACCCUUGCUCAACUCUACCAAGCAAAUGCAGAGUCAUUGGCAGUAACAUUUCCGACUCAAGAAGACUUUCCAGCCUCAACUGACAUGGGAAAUGUCUCCCACAUAGUUCCAUCAAUACAUCCCAUGUAUUCCAUUGGCACAACAGCUCCAAAUCACUCUCACGCAUUUACAGCAGCAGCAGUCACAGAAGUUGCUCAUGAGAAAACUUUGAUUGCAAGCAAGGCGAUGGUUAUGACAGCCAUUGAUGUGUUGUGCAAUAAGGAUCUGAUUGACAAAGUGCGGAAUGACUUUAUGACAUCACAUAACACAAGUAACAAGUGAAAUUGUGAAAGAAAUUGAACAAUGCAGGUUUAAAGCCAUUCAGCAAGCUGAACAAAAUAGCAUUAAUUUCCUUUUUGAGGGAAUGACAAUACUAAAUUUAUAAAAUUCUGUCCACCAAAUAAGAAGAUAAGGGAAUAACCCAGAUCCAGAGACAUGUUUGUUUUUCAAUUAUUUAAAUCAUAUGUUUUUAAAUUAUUUCCGUACUGCAAGGUCCCAAUAAGUUAUGUCCAAAAACAGAAUGGCAGUUUUCCCGGUUUUUAACACUACUUUCAAUUGAUGGAUUUUCUAUCACUGAUAAUUACUGUGGAGAUUAACAGAUUAUUUGAAUUUACACAGUCAAGUGGGUAAUGUAACAAUUUAUGCCAAAAUACAGGACAGAUUAUUUUUUUAUUUCACGCCAAAAAUUGUUAUCAUUUUUUCUGUUUUAUACUGACCUUUCAGGGGUGUAG